Anopheles merus is the source of this 1092-nucleotide messenger RNA. RefSeq lists its product as uncharacterized. Lineage: Eukaryota; Metazoa; Arthropoda; Insecta; Diptera; Culicidae. Gene Ontology annotation, molecular function: nucleic acid binding; zinc ion binding. The record is from RefSeq and is a predicted model, not a curated record. Bases 99 to 992 code for a protein of 297 amino acids. The transcript has 2 exons.
AACUGCGGAACAAAUUAGCAGCGCUUGAUAGCCAAAGUCGUGAAUACUCCAAUACAGCUAGAUUGCUUCAUCCGGAAGAGGUUAAGCAGAUUAUUCCGAUGUUUGGAGAGGGUGCCAGUUUCUUGCAGUGGAUAAAAACGGUAAAACACAGUGCUGAAGUUUAUGGUUGGACCGACCAAAUGACAUUGAUGUACGCUAGCAGUCAGCUAACUGGUGCUGCAAAGGAGUGGUACAGUGGUUUCCGGCAUUCUGUAACAUCGUUUAAAGAAUUUGCCGAAGGAAUGGGAAAAGCUUUCCCAGACACGCAUAAUGAAGCUGCUAUUCACAAGAAGCUGUUGCAUACAUUCAAAAGGAAUGAUGAGUCCUACGCCGCCUACAUCUUUCGUGUGCAUGCCCUUGGAACAACUGGGAUCGUGAGUAACGCAGCGAUUAUAACAUACAUCAUCCGAGGACUAUCGCGCGAUCCCAUGUAUGACAACUUAGUGGCGAAAGAAUAUCGUGAUGUGUAUGAUCUGAUUGAUCAUGUAAACCGAUGCGAGAUGCAUUACCAAAUGCGUGAACCACCGUCAUCCCCCACUCGUCCACAACCUUCAAGCCGUUUUACAUCGAUGCUGAAAACCAACACCAAACCAGCCAAUGGGCGAGAAGAAAUGGUGCAAUGCUACAAUUGUUCGAGUUUCGGCCAUUUUUCCAACCAGUGCCGAAAACCACGUCAGUCUGCCCAACUAUGUUUCUUGUGUGGAAGCCCUGAUCACAAGAAACAAGACUGCCCGAACGUUGCCCAGAGGAUGCCUGCCGCUAUAUUUGCACCGUGCGAUCAGCAGAGUUUCCAACAUCAGUCUCCGGCAUCACGAUUGCCUCAAUCCGGUGGCAAUGAUUACUCACAUCUGAACCUGUCGAUGGCUGCUGCAGCAGAAAACAAUUACGGAGAUGAUAAUGGAAAUCAAGUGACUGGUUCAGGAGCUAGGAUCGAUCCAAUUCAGGAGCCCUAAAAGUUUCAUCAGUGAACAACUUGUGCCAAACAUCAAACAUACUCCUCAAUUUUCGGGAUUCUGUGGAUUAGGCAACCAGCAGCUUACAUCUUUGGGCCAU